AUGCGAUCGGCGGUCGAGUGGCAGCGGGAAACUGCAGCCGCCGGUGCGGUGGCGGGCUUCGCCACCGUAGCCGCGAUGUACCCUCUGGACAUUGUCCGUACGAGAUUUCAAGGUCACUCUGGUUUGAAGGGGCUUUAUGCUGGCUUUCUUCCUGCAGUUUUAGGAUCCACCGUUUCAUGGGGUUUAUAUUUCUUCGUUUGGCUGUUAUAUCUCUAUGGCAGAGCUAAACAAAGGUAUUCUAAAAACAGAGAGGAGAAGCUUAGCUCUGGUCUUCAUCUUGCGUCUGCUGCAGAAGCUGGACCUUUGGUUUCCUUGUGCACAAAUCCUAUAUGGCUUAUUAAAACAAGAUUGCAGCUUCAGAAUCCUCUAAAUCAAAAUUGA
Molecule: messenger RNA, 381 nt
Organism: Hibiscus syriacus
Lineage: Eukaryota; Viridiplantae; Streptophyta; Magnoliopsida; Malvales; Malvaceae
Product: folate transporter 1, chloroplastic-like
Exons: 5
Coding region: 1-381 (126 amino acids)
Biological process (GO): folate import into mitochondrion; nucleotide transport
Cellular component (GO): chloroplast envelope
Molecular function (GO): folic acid transmembrane transporter activity; FAD transmembrane transporter activity
Source: RefSeq, a predicted model, not a curated record